Messenger RNA from Teleopsis dalmanni, 757 nucleotides. RefSeq names its product tetraspanin-33-like. The transcript has a single exon. The coding region runs from base 224 to 757 and encodes 177 amino acids. The record is from RefSeq and is a predicted model, not a curated record. Gene Ontology annotation, biological process: protein maturation; protein localization to plasma membrane. Gene Ontology annotation, cellular component: membrane. NCBI's taxonomy places the organism in Eukaryota, Metazoa, Arthropoda, Insecta, Diptera, Diopsidae.
ACAGCACAAAGAAGAAAACUGGAAAAACGUUAAAUUUGCCUACCUUAAUGUUAAACAAUAAACUAAGGUUUUUUUUGGAAUUGUAAAAGCCACUGAUUAAUUGAGCAAUAUAAUUUACUUGCUGAAAUAUAACAGCGUUCAUCAACUUAUAUCUGAACACACCCCCUAAUAAACUGAUUGGACAAUUUGAGUGCAAAUAAUUCACACAAGUACAAAGUAAUCAAUGAGUAACUAUCGCCAUCACAGCGGGUAUUGUGGUAUAGAAGUAAGAGAUAUGCAUCCAAGAAUUCAUAAUUUUACGUACGUUAGCUCUUGCGUAAAGUAUAUGAUAUUUAUGUUAAACUCCAUAUUCUGGCUUUUUGGUGGACUCCUGCUUGGCAUUGGUAUGUACGCAUUCAUGGACAAAUGGCAUUCAACGGGCUGGGUACGUUUAGAAACUUUCUAUGAUGUUAUAUUAAAUAUAUCGCUUGUAAUGGUUAUUGCUGGAGUAGUUGUUUUUGUUGUGAGCUUCGCUGGCUGUUUGGGUGCUCUACGUGAAAAUACUUGUCUACUGAAAUUUUAUUCUAUGUGUCUUUUAUUGUUUUUCCUACUUGAAAUGGCAAUUGCAAUUAUGGGUUUUGUAUUUCCUCAAAAUAUGAAUUCAUUCUUGGAAGACAAAUUUACUGAUAAAAUAAUACAUUCUUACCGUGAUGAUUCAGAUUUACAAAAUCUAAUCGAUUUUGCACAGCAAGAGUUUAAAUGUUGUGGUUCCGAGUAG